GGCUGUCUUCUUCUCUCUCGUGCGUGGGUUUAGGUGUUACGAUUGAAUUAGCUGCGACCAUUGUUUGAGAGGUGUUACGGAUUGAAAUCGCUGCAACCACUGUUUGAGAGAUUUCGAUUUGGAACCCUAAAAAGUUUCAAAGACUUCACCGAUCCACUUCUUGAAGAAACUCGAAUCCGUAGACAUUUCUGUGAUACUCCCGUCUUGUGAAUUCUUUUUUCAUCGAGAAAUUGCUUUCUAGUUUGUGAUGGGUGGUCUGUCUAUGGAGGAAUUGCCUUUAUCAGCGUUGUUCGAGCAAGCAAGGAAAAUUCAUCUCGCGGCUUCAGAGUCUGGUACCGAUCAGGAUGUUGUGAAGAAAGGAUGUGAGAUGUUUCAGAAAUGCGAAGACAUGAUCGGAAAAUUGGGCUUGUUCUCUUCUAACGAGACUAAAGAAGAUAUCAGCACGAACAAUCUCAAGUACCUUUUGGUGCCUUAUUAUCUUGCGGAGUUGACGGAGAAAAUCAUACAGGAGGACCGUAUUCAGAUUGUCAAGGCCUCAUAUGCAAAGUUGAAGGAGUUCUUUUCGUUCUGUGAGGCAAUGGAACUUGUUCCAGAUGAGGAGUUGGAGGCUUCUUCACGAAGUUCUGGUGCACCUGCAGAUCGAAGGGCUUUGAAGAUAGCUCGCUUCAAACGUCAAAAGGCUGCAGAGGCAAAGCUUCUUGAAAUUAAAGAAAGGAAGGAGCGACGUGGACGUUCCACUAAAGCAGCAGCCUUGUCGACUCCAGUUGAAUCUGGAGAAGAUGAUAUUCCAGAUGAUGACAGCGAAGAAGAGAGAGAGGCCUGGCUCUCCUCAAUUAACUUGGCUAUUUGUAAGGCUAUUGAUCUGUUGGAAAUGCUAAAGAGAGAAGAGGAAAUGCUCUCUGCAAUAAAGGAAAGACAGUUGAAGGAUGGAGAGGAUGGGUUCUCUCGGGAUGCUCUUGAUGAUCGUACAAAGAAAGCUGAAACCUGGCACAGAGACGCUGCUGCAAGGAUACAGUACUCUAAACCGGCACAACCAAUCACUUGUGCCACAUUUGCACAAGAUGUGUUAGAAGGAAGAGCUUCUGUAUCACAAGGUCACGACCACAAGAACCAACCUCUUAUAUUCGGUCCAGCAAGCAUCGUGGGUGGACCGCUCUCUACCGAGAGAGAGAGGAUGAUAGCUCAGGUUUUCCAACCAAGUCACAGGAUGCCAACAAUGUGCAUAGAGGAUGCUGGGUUAACAGAGAUGAACAUAAUGAAUGAUUGGCAAGAGCAGACGAAAAAAGCCAUUGAAGAAGCAACGACCUCAUGGUACAAUGAUAAACCUCUAAGAAGAAAGGAAGAAGAAGAGGAAGAGGAUGAUGAAGACGAAGAAGCUGUAAUGAAAGCUAGAGCUUUUGAUGAUUGGAAGGACGAUAAUCCUCGUGGUGCAGCCUUAAGACUGUUACAGAUUUACAGCAUAAGAUUAACUAGUACUAGAUUCACUUUCAAAUUGGUACCUUAUUACCUUGCGGAGUUGACAGAGAAAAUCAUACAGGACGACCGGAUUCCGAUUGUCAAAGAGUUCUUUUCGUUCUGUGAGGCAAUGGAACUUGUUCCGGAUGAGGAGUUGGAGGCUUCUUCACAAGGAGGUUCUGGUGCACCUGCUGAUCGAAGGGCUCUGAAGGCUGCAGAGGCAAAGCUUCUUGAAAUUAAAGAGAGAAAGGAGCGACGUGGACGUUCCACUAAAGCAUCAGCUUUGUCGACUCCGGUUGAAUCUGGAGAAGAAGAUAUUCCAGAUGAUGACAGCGAAGAAGAGAGAGAGGCCUGGCUCGGUUAGUCUAAAAAUCAUUUCAUUAGAAUCCUAUGAUUUGUCACAAGUUGAGGAGGCCCACUCUUAUGAUUGAACUUCGCUACAGGCUAUUGAUUUGUUGGAAAUGCUAAAGAGAGAAGAGGAAAUGCUCUCUGCAAUAAAGGAAACACUGUUGA
Messenger RNA from Arabidopsis arenosa, 1968 nucleotides. NCBI's taxonomy places the organism in Eukaryota, Viridiplantae, Streptophyta, Magnoliopsida, Brassicales, Brassicaceae. The record is from the annotation of a GenBank genome assembly.